AUGUUCAACUACACGGAUUCGCCGACGCAUCCUCGCACGCCUACGGUGCGCACGAGCUGCUGGACAGAUUCAGAAAUUGUGCUACACUGGCUUUCAGCUCCCCCUCGACGGUGGAACACCUACGUCUGCAACCGAACUUCUGAGAUAUUGAGCGACUUUCCCCGUAGCUGCUGGAACCAUGUUCGCACGGAAGACAAUACUGCUGAUUGUGCUUCCCGAGGACUUCAUCCGUCAAAGCUUCUGGAGCAUCGACUGUGGUGGAAAGGUCCGUCCUGGCUGGCCACACCCACCUCUGAGUGGCCACCUUCUACAAGCAAGUUCAGCGUAUCUUCAAGUUUCGAUGUCAACACCGAAGAACGAGCCGUAAAGCCCACGACUCUACAUAACUUUCCUGAUGAAAGUAUACACGAGUUACUCAUCCACAAAUUCUCAACCUGGACGCGUCUUAUAAGGGUAUCUAGCUACUGUCAUCGCUUUAUUCACACUCUUCGAUCUCAUCAUAGGAAUUCGGCAACAUUCCUUACGUCUGAAGAGUUGCUGGACGCACAGCGCCGACUUAUUCGACAUGUGCAACAAAAAUCCUUUGCCAGAGAAUAUGCGCAGCUAGAGAAUCGACACCAGCUUAACGCUAAAUCGCAUCUUAUCCGGUUUUCUCCGUUUCUGGAUGAUUAUGGAGUAAUGCGAGUCGGUGGGAGAAUCGAGCAAUCUACACUCAACUACAACGCCAAGCACCCGAUUCUGAUACCUAAAGAUACACCACUAGCUGGACUGCUGGUUCGACAUUUUCAUGUCUCCUAUCUGCACACUGGAGUUGAUGCAACGUUCACCAAUCUUCGUCAGCAGUACUGGAUUCUGGGAGCCCGCAAUCUUGCACUUCACAUCGAGGUUGUUAGUGAGCUAACUACACAGGCUUUCAUCGCAGCCUUUCAACGAUUCAUUGCCCGCCGAGCGAAGCCUACUGACCUGUAUUCGGACAACGGAACUACAUUUCAUGGAGGCAAGCGAACUUUGGAUGACAUGAGACGUCUGGCCAUUCAACAAGCCAAAGAUGAGGAACUAGCAGGAUUCUUUGCCAAUGAAGGGAUUUCUUGGCACUUUAUACCCCCGUCUGCUCCCCAUUUUGGAGGGAUGUGGGAAGCUGGAGUUCGCUCAAUUAAACUCCAUAUGAAACGGAUACUUGGAUCAAAGGCUUUAACGUUUGAGGAGCUCUCUACUGUCCUGACCCAGAUUGAAGCUAUCCUGAAUUCACGCCCGCUGUGCCCAAAUGGGGAUAAUUCUUUGGAUCCACUGACGCCUGCUCAUUAUACCCGUUACUCGUAG
Messenger RNA from Drosophila yakuba, 1320 nucleotides. RefSeq lists its product as uncharacterized. The transcript has 3 exons. Gene Ontology annotation, biological process: DNA integration. NCBI's taxonomy places the organism in Eukaryota, Metazoa, Arthropoda, Insecta, Diptera, Drosophilidae. Gene Ontology annotation, molecular function: nucleic acid binding. The coding region runs from base 1 to 1320 and encodes 439 amino acids. The record is from RefSeq and is a predicted model, not a curated record.